GGCGUCAUAUGACCGCGGCGCGGGGGCGAGCUGGGCCGUGAGGGAGCGCGCGGGUGUGGGACAGCCGCUGCCGCCGCCAGCACCGGGCCCAGCACUGCCAGAGCCCCCGGCCCCACGCUGCCGCCACCAUGCUGGCGCUACUCUCCCGGCUGCUGGACUGGUUCCGCUCGCUCUUCUGGAAGGAGGAGAUGGAGCUCACCCUGGUGGGGCUGCAGUACUCGGGCAAGACCACCUUCGUCAACGUCAUCGCGUCAGGUCAAUUCAGUGAAGAUAUGAUUCCUACUGUGGGCUUCAACAUGAGAAAAGUUACGAAGGGUAACGUUACAAUAAAGAUUUGGGAUAUAGGAGGGCAACCACGAUUCCGAAGCAUGUGGGAGCGAUAUUGCAGAGGAGUUAAUGCUAUUGUCUACAUGGUAGAUGCUGCAGAUCGUGAAAAAAUAGAAGCCUCUCGAAAUGAGCUGCACAAUCUUCUAGAUAAGCCACAGUUACAAGGAAUCCCUGUUCUAGUACUUGGAAAUAAGAGAGACCUCCCUAAUGCUUUGGAUGAGAAACAGUUAAUUGAAAAGAUGAACCUUGCUGCUAUUCAGGACAGAGAAAUCUGCUGCUACUCAAUUUCUUGCAAAGAGAAAGAUAAUAUAGAUAUCACGCUUCAGUGGCUUAUUCAGCAUUCAAAAUCUAGAAGAAGCUGAAGUCUUCCUGGAAUCUCCAGUACCAGUUGGCCAUAAUCUCAAUUGUCCACUUCCCUCCAUAAAUGAGAUAUUACCCAAAAAUCCUGUAUCAAGAAUCUGCCUUUUCACGGUUCAUUUAUCAUGUGCACUGCUGAAGACUUGUAUUCCUAUUCUGUCACAAAACAACUAGAGUUGUCAUGAUAAAGUCAGCACAAAUAUUUAUUUUACAACCAUCUAUGGUGGGAGGGUUGGGGGGGGCUUUUUAAAAAGAAAAAAAAAUCUCUCUACCAUGUUAACUCUGAUGGUACACUCUGUUCUGGUUUUUCAGGGCCAGGUUUUUAUAUGAUUUUCAGCAAGUGUUUUAUUUCUAGUGUUUAGUGGCUUGAAGAUGCUGAUGCUUGACAGCAUUAAGAUUCUGUAAGAUGCCACAUACAGUAGUUAGAAAACAUUUAAGCGUGAGUUGUGGGAUCCUGAUUUAUCUCACAAAUGCAUGUGACGUGUGUAUGUAAGCAGAGGAAUGGAAGCUGUUUGCAGAGGGGAGCACAAGGCAUAGAUCAGCAUCACUAAUCUACAGCUGAGAUCUUAUCCUGUCACUUGAAAAAGAAAACUCUCAUGAUGAACCGGGGAAGAGUCAACCGUUUAAAAAUCAUUUUGUUGCUUCUGUUUAACAUUUGCGUGGGGGAUGGGAAUGGACUGUUCUGUCAAGCUUUCAAAAAUUGGAGUAUUCCAGCAUGAAAACAAAUUGCUAGGAACAUCAGACUUUGUUCAAAUACAUUUUUCUAUCUCCAGAUACCAGUGGUCUCUAUCUGAAACCAGAACACGCAUUCUGAGCAGCUGCAUGACACUUAAAUUACUGGUGUUUUUGUAUCGAGUCAGUCGUUGACCUUCAGCACAAUAUCUGUGUAAUUGUCUGGUGUCUCUCCUGCUCAUGGAAUGGCUGGGCACAGUGUCACCUGGUGCUAUGGAAUAUCUAGGCUAUUGUGACAACUCUAGACCUGCCUGCUUUCUUGAUGUAACCAUGUGCAAAGUCUGUAAGCUGCGAGAUGAAAUGUUCUACUGUGUCAAAGCACAAGAGAGCCAAUGAAUCGAUCGUGUUUCUUGACUAGCUCCUACAGCUUGGGGAAGUAUGUAUAAACUAAAGAUUGUAAUGUUUGGGUUUUUUUUUUUUUUUUUUUUGUAGCUUUACUUUCUCAAUGACUUUGGUCUAUUUAAAGGGACAGACUCGUUAAGACUGGUUUGUUCAUACAGUAAUGUCAGUGUAGCUUCUUAGUGUAUGCAAAUACAUGGUACACCUGCUCGUGUUGCCUCACACCGUGUGUGAUUCUUCACCCAAAUGUAGUUUGCAUUGCGUCGGAGUCUUUGGUUGGAAACGCUGUUUAGUCCGUAUCGGUUAUGACGAGCCAGUUUUAGUUUGGACUGCCAUGGCCUUACUGUUCCCUACCAACUCUCGCACUGUUGCACAGACACUACAUGCUGCCUGCAUUUGGUCUGAACUUGCAUUUUUAACUUUUUUUUUGUUCCCUUUCAGUUCUCUGAAGCAUGAUUUCAAUUAAUUCAUACUCUGGUGCUGUAGAGGAGAGGGUAUAUUAACUCGCUACUGUAGUCCCUAGUUCACCAGGAACUGCUACAGUUACUUUUAUUUAGCAAACUUGCUUGUGCCUAAAAUAAGGAAACUAAACUAGAAUGUGUGAAUCUUUGUGGGGGACCAGGUCACUGUUUAGUUAACUGGCCUAUAGCUAAACUUGAUGUGUUUGGUGUUUAUAUACUUCACUGCUUUCAGCGUUUAUGGCAUCCAAACACUACCAAUUGUUAACCUGUGCAUUACUCUCUGCAUGUGAACAACUUAUACAAUUACUGAACUUUGUAAAUACGUGAAUUUUUUUAUUUAGGUGGAUGCAUAUGUUGGUUUACUGCUCUUCAGCUUUAUUCAAUAAACUUAUGUUUUGAGGGUUGUAUUGACACUUAACUGACUGACUUGGGUUGAUGUGGCUUUAACUCAUGGCAAUACAUUAUGGGAUGUCUCUCUCCCGUAAGAUUAGAGUGGGGGAAGAAGGCUCAGUAAAUGCCUGAGCUUCUGUAUGUUCUGUGGUUCAACCAUUCAAGUGAAAUGCUUACAAAAAUACCUUUCAGGCCUGGGGCUUUCUCAGCUUCCAUGGGAGUGACUGGCUAAGCUUGCUCAGCAGACCUCAGUGCUUUAUUAUGUGUAUGAAAAGCACUAAUUAGUCAGCUGGAGGGUCUUAAGUAGGGGCAGCCUCCUGGAGGUCUGUUUUCAGGAGAAAAAUGCAUGUGUCUACAAACUUGUUUCUUGUCAUCAAGCCUAGAGUAAAACCUUGGUUUUUCUAGCACAAGUGUCAGAUGUAUCAGUGCCUGAUCACUUACUGCCAAUUAAAGCGUAAAGAUUCUUAUCUCAUUGGAAAGUGAAGCUUUUGUUGACUGAGGUCUUGAACAAAAUCUUUGUCGUGAUUUUAAUCUGAAGUUACUCUGACUGUUCUUCCCAAAUGCUUUGGUGCAUUAUUUUUUCUGAUUAACUUGUAGGACUGUAUUUCACCAUCUUCCAAUUAAUGGUAACAAAUUGGCUGUCUUCUGUUCACGGCCUGCCUCUGUCCAAGAUUUCAAGCUCACUGAGCUGUAACAGGAUGGUUUUUAGGCCUGAGCACUGGUCAGUUAACAUCUUUCACAUGUAACUGGGCUGGUGGGAAGGGCUGGUGAAGUGUGGUGUAAAAGCUUGUGUGCGUAUUUCUUCAGCUGCUGAGGUUUCCUGGGUGCAGAACAAGCUCCCUGGCGUUCACCUUCAAAGCAAAAUCUGCAAACAGUACUAAUGCAGUAAGAUUUGUCACCCGGGUUGGUAUGAUUCCAGUACUAAUAGCUUAAAUCAGCUGUGGUGGGAACUUGGCCAACAGCUGUUUGCUUGAUGUGGAGUUUCAGUAACAGUUUCUACUUCUAAAUGUAAAUAGCAAGGGGGGGUGGGGUGUCAUACUGUGCGUGCUCUAAAAUGUGUAUUUGUGUUACUUCAUAAAAUGUCUUCGGAGCUAUUUGUGUACAGUUCUUCCAGAUGCCUCUAGUUACGUGGCAGAAAUGCAGACCUUGAAGAGGCUAUUUGAACCCAGGGCAGAGAAUGAGACUUUUUCUGGCUGAGGGCCUGAUUAACUUCACUUUGAAACGGAAGUGUAGUAUGUGUUCCCAGAGAGGUGAGGCUGUUCUCACCACCUUUCAGCUUUGGACUGGAAAAAUUACUCUCUCCUUUGGCACGGUUAAGUCCAAGGUUAAACCUUUUCUGUCCUGAUAAAGGUGUGGAGCCUAAGAUGGGCGUUAGCCGUGUUCUCUGGUGGGCUUGGAUGCUAUAGAUGUGUUCUGUUCCUAGAAAUCUAUUAGGCCAAUCUAAUCUCUUGUGAUGAUUACUUGUCUCUGUAGUGAGCCUGGACAGUAAAAAGAGACUGAUUAAAUUGCCCAUUCUCUUAACCAGUUGCUUUUUGGGGCUGCAUUUUAGUAACAUAAAUGAUUGUACUUAAACAUCAGUAGUUCUGAAACUCUCUUCUGAUGUAUCUGCAGUAGGUCUCGGCCUUUAGCGUAUUAAGAAAAGGCAAAUACUGAGCUGUAGAGAACUCUGGGUCAUGAAUGCACGUGUGAGUUAGACACCUUGAUGACCUCAUGAUGUGUUGGUGUCCCAAUGACUUUAAAAUAGCUGUCAACUCCUAAUACUUGUUGGUUUUGUUCAGUACAAGCGAUGGCUCUUACUGAUUGUAGAGAUGUAGACUGGGAAGAAGUGUUUGUGUGUGAGCCCACAGCUGUGUGGAGGAUUUCCUUGGAGUGUUAACAUCCUAUCAAUGUUAGUGUGGAGGGUAGUUUUUAAGUGCAAUUACAGUGCAGUAUAAUUAUCAUCAUCACCCCAAGUACAGCCAAGUGUCUCAGCAGUUGCAGAGAGCUCUGUCCUGCCACUUGGCAAUGUGAAAAAUGCACAAAUACAGAGCUGUUCCAUGAUCUGUGGAACUAAUAAUCUAGUUUCUUAUGGAUUUGUGUUUUUUAUUUGCAUCUUUAUGAAACAGGCUGGGAAGACUGUCCUUUUUUGGAUGCUGAUGUAUAAAACUGCAUGAUCUUCACCUUCUGGUAGAAGAAAAGAGGCCAAAGAAAAUGCCUUAAACAGUCUCACUGGUUAAAUUAAUACAGGAAUGUUGUGCAGGGAUCUAUAAUAACUUGAAGUAUGACUUAGCUGGAUUAACAAGCUUUUAAACUUUUCUACCGUUUAAUUUUAUAGUUUACUGUGGCUGUGCAACAGCAUGUCAUGAGUUUGCUUUGUGCACCUUUGCUGAAUGUGAAGGAGAAGCACUUCCCCCUAGUCGCACGCCCCAGCGCUGCUCCCUGCUGCCUUGCUUUGGCUCUGGCCCCGACUGGGAAUUGUAAAAAAGGGGUGUAAAUCAGGUUAUUUAAGCUGUUUUACUAAAAGUGGUGUGUUCCCGAUUUACACGAGCGGCAAAGCAAUGAAUCGUGGUAAAGGAGAAACAACGUGUGAAUGUCUGAGCCUGGCAUGUGCCCCAGGACUUCUGUUCCCAACGUGUGAGUGUGGAAUGACUCGUCUCCCUGGAUCACAAACCUUCGACGGGUGGGCUGUUGCUGGAAGCCUACAGGUGCUGAACGUUACAGUAUGCCUUGGUGAAACAUCGGGGUUUUCUUUAGAUAUCACUUAAAAGACAAAACGGCACUCAAAGAGGGGCUAUGCACAUACUCUUUUACAGGAGAAAUCAAAUAUUUGGUGUUUUUAUUUCCGUCGCGGUGGAAGGUGGGUAAGUAGACCUUUGUGCCAGGAUUAGUGCCUUUUAAUUACGACAUGACAGGUUUUUAUUCUGUUAAAGGCAGCAUCUAUCAUUGUGAUCGUUUUGAAGUGCUUCAAUAAAAGUGUUGUUGAAAAACA
Messenger RNA from Calidris pugnax (ruff), 5574 nucleotides. It is a transcript of the gene ARL8B, whose product is annotated as ADP ribosylation factor like GTPase 8B. Gene Ontology annotation, cellular component: lysosomal membrane. The transcript is spliced from 7 exons. Lineage: Eukaryota; Metazoa; Chordata; Aves; Charadriiformes; Scolopacidae. Gene Ontology annotation, biological process: protein transport; anterograde axonal transport. The record is from RefSeq and is a predicted model, not a curated record. Bases 129 to 689 code for a protein of 186 amino acids. Gene Ontology annotation, molecular function: GTPase activity; GTP binding.